GGACAACAUUUUCUGGCACCAACAAACUUACAAACAUAUAGAACAAAGCUACUGUUUCCUACAUCUUUAACUAGAGUACUUUAAAAAUGGCAAAGAUGACAAUGAUGGUUUUAUGUGCAGUAGUGACUUGCAUGGUGGUGGCUGCACCCUAUGCAGAGGCUCUUACCUGUGGUCAGGUAUCCAGCAGCUUAGCACCAUGCAUUGGCUACCUAACCAAAGGUGGUGCUGUGCCACCAGCAUGUUGCAAUGGGGUAAAAGGACUCAACAACGCUGCGAAAACAACCCCUGAUCGUCAGGCUGCAUGUGGCUGCUUGAAGAGUGCUUACAAUUCCAUCUCUGGCAUCAAUGCAGGCAAUGCUGCCAGCCUCCCGGGCAAGUGCGGUGUCAACAUCCCUUACAAGAUCAGCCCGGGCACUGAUUGCUCCAAGGUGCAGUAAGGAUAAAUGGCAUGUCUUGGAAUUUUGAGAGGCAAAUAAACUAUAAUAAAAAUAAAGAACACUGUUUUGUUCGAAGAUAACAUACAUGGUUGUUGUGUAUGUCUCUUUGGUUUGUAAUGCCUUUGGCUUAACAUAGUGUUCUUGUUAUAAACCUUUCUUUUUGCGUAAUCGUUUUUAAUUUUUUAUACCUCAACACCGGCCUGCAAAUCAACUGCAUGUGUACAGUCCCAAGUCCAUAUCAUGUUAA
This is a messenger RNA of Helianthus annuus (common sunflower), 684 nucleotides long. Its product is annotated as non-specific lipid-transfer protein-like. Gene Ontology annotation, biological process: lipid transport. Gene Ontology annotation, molecular function: lipid binding. The transcript is spliced from 2 exons. The coding region runs from base 87 to 437 and encodes 116 amino acids. NCBI's taxonomy places the organism in Eukaryota, Viridiplantae, Streptophyta, Magnoliopsida, Asterales, Asteraceae. Gene Ontology annotation, cellular component: membrane. The record is from RefSeq and is a predicted model, not a curated record.